AGUUUAUGAAUGUCAGGCUAUGCGCCAGUGGCUGAACCGACUGGAACGCGCUGUAAUCGUAGAAAAUAUAACCUAAAGUUUUGUCAAGUAAAGUUCUUCUUCUUUUUCUACAAUGUCAGUAAGAGGACGACAUCGACGUUAAGCAUGAAGCGAGUAAGCGGCCAGAUUGUAACUUUGUUAUGGCUCAUUCACCUGGCCGCUGCUGGGACACUUUGGGAACUUGAAGAAGAUGUCAGAAAGAAUCGGACUUUACGCGACAUUUCUUGCAAAGCAGGGACAUAUCCACACGAAGGCAUCUGCUGUUUAAAAUGCCCAGCCGGCAAUUAUGUUAAGGCACAUUGCACUGAAACAUUGAAGGAGGGGAGCUGUGAAACAUGUGAUUAUGACACAUACACUGAGCAUGAGAAUGGACUAAGUCAGUGUUUAUCAUGCACCAAGUGUCCUCCAGAUCAGAAGGCCACAAAAGCAUGCACGCCCGUCAGCGACACUGAGUGCCAGUGCAAACCAGGCUCCUUCUGUCUUCCUCACCAUGCAUGUGAAGUGUGCAAGAGAUGUUCUAAAUGUAAAGAGGGUGAGUUCGAAAAGAAGCAAUGCACCCCCACCUCAAACACCAUCUGUGAGAAGAAAAAAGCUGUGAACACCACAGUGAUUGUUGUGAUUGUUGUAAUCACCGUACUGAUAUUAGUGCUUGGAGCCUUCGUCUUUUGGAAGACUUUGCCACAUAAAUUGAGAGAUGCUCUGAGAAGGAAAGAUACCCACCAGAGAAACUUGGAGAGGAAUGUUCGGGUGGUUGAAGACAGACCCGCGACGAAGGAGCCGAUACACCGUGCCGUGAAGCAGUUGGUGGGUUCCGCGGCGCCGGAAGACGAGGACACGGGCCUGGGAGAGAGCCUCCCUAACACGGCCAGCUCCUCGCAAGCCAGUUUGUCUGCGCUCCCACCGCCUCCCUCCCACACCCCCCUCUCCUGCAGCAGCAGCAGCAGUGGCAACAGCAGCUCCACGCCUCCCAACCCGCUGACACAGCCUCUCCUUCGGGUGACAGAACAAACUCCAGGUAUUCCAAGACUCGUUCCUCUAAAUGGAGACGAUUCGCUGAGGAAAUCGUUCGACCUCUUUGAAGAGGUUGAUGUGCUGUUUCAUAAGAGAUUCUUCCGGCAUUUAGGACUCACUGAUAAUGACAUCAGAGGCGUGGAGAAUAAUUGCUCAGACGACAAAAUAUAUGCACUUCUCAGAAUAUGGAUGGAAAGAGAAGGAAUGAAAGCCAGUAUUAAUAACCUCAUAGACGCCUUGCUGUUCCUGGACCAGAGGUUCUCCGCUGAAAACAUCAUUGAGAAAGCGGUAGAGGGUGGUUUUUAUAAGUAUGAGGCUGCUUGAUGUAUGAUUAAAGCCAUGCUAACGGAGUUGACAUGGCCUUUGCAUAUUUGUUUGGAAAUGAACUUGAAUUUUUUUUUUUACAUUUUUUUUUUUUUUUAAAUAAGUCAGUUGCACUGGCAUUUAUGGUUAAUUGUACAUGUGUAUGUUUUGUUUAGGUACAGUAUGUUAACCAUAAAAUGGAGCGUAAAAUCAGGCUGUGAAUUAAUUUAAUGUAAAAAUGUAAUAUUGUAUACCCAUAAAGUUCUGUGCAAUUUGCCUUAUUUAUUUUGAAAAAAGUAUGAAGAAAUAGUGCCAGAGUACAAAGUAAAUUAUUUCAUUGGGAUAAAUCAUCAAUAUUUCGAUUUAAUAUCAGUUUCAAGUGUUUCCAUCAAACAAAAUGACACCGUCCUGUUAUUUUCUUCCAGCCAAAGGUUUGCUACAAGUUGUGUCCCGCUCCUAUAGCCGGCUUGAACAUCAGUCAUAUUUAGUAAUUGUAUGUUAACAUAGUUUAAGAAUUCAUGUGUUCCUUGUGUGAAGUUUGAAAAAGUUUUUCUUUUUUUUCUAUCAAGAGACAUUUUUGGUGUCAUACUCAUCCAGUAUUGCUUUCAUUGCAGUACAUCUACGUACAUAGUUUCUAUUUGUUCACAGAAAAUUCUGAAUGUGUUGUAGUGAAGCAAGGUAAUCAGUAAUUGGAUUUUGAUGGGCAGAUCCCAUUGCAAACAUUUAGACUUAUCAACUGAUGAGAUUUUUGAAUGUCGUCCAUGUGUGGUAUAUAUCACUGAAGAAUAAACUAUAUGUUACUUUCAAUAUUUUGUAUUUUUUAGGAUUUUUACUUGUGUUAUUUAGUAGCCCUGAAGGUGGAUUUGACUGUAUAGUUUUAUAUUUCCUGCCGCUGUAAUUUCUGUUGUAAGAAAAGAGCAAAACAAACAAGCCUAGUUUUUUCCGUUAUUUAGUGUAUUAUCUCAGGGUUUACUGUUGUGUUUUGUAUCUUCUCCUUAGAGGUUGUCACAAUGAAAUGAAAAGUUAUACAUUCCCAUGUGAUAGGGCUUUCCUGUAAA
Molecule: messenger RNA, 2411 nt
Organism: Sardina pilchardus (European sardine)
Lineage: Eukaryota; Metazoa; Chordata; Actinopteri; Clupeiformes; Clupeidae
Gene: hdr
Product: hematopoietic death receptor
Exons: 10
Coding region: 10-1374 (454 amino acids)
Biological process (GO): extrinsic apoptotic signaling pathway in absence of ligand; negative regulation of apoptotic process; activation-induced cell death of T cells
Cellular component (GO): CD95 death-inducing signaling complex; membrane raft; external side of plasma membrane
Molecular function (GO): protein binding; tumor necrosis factor receptor activity
Source: RefSeq, a predicted model, not a curated record